GAAGGUUCUUCUGACAAAGAGAGAGAGAGUUAGGAGGAAAAGAAAUAGUUGGUAAUUUUUUUUUUUUUUUUUUCGGUUUUUUGGGUGUUGGAGUUGGAGACAGCUUAUUAUAUACAAACAGAUACAGAGAGCACUGUGUAGAGCUGUGUGUGUAUGAUGGAGGUGGUGGUGGUGAUGUGAAGCUCUGCAACUCAAAACACUAAGAAGUAAGAACCAACAAGAAGAAGCAGAAAGGGGAAGAAGCACAAAAGAAGAAGGUAUGAGCGGCGAAAAGCUUCCUCCUCAAGGAGUAGCAGCAGCUAAUACUUCAGGAAGUGCUUCGGCGGUUGAGUUCUGCAAGGGCGUCAAUGGCCUCGAGAAGGUCGUCCUUCGCGAGCCCCGUGGCACUUCCGCCGAGGUCUAUUUGUAUGGGGGGCAUGUGACAUCAUGGAAGAAUGACCAUGGUGAGGAAUUGCUGUUUGUCAGUAGUAAGGCGAUAUUUAAGCCUCCGAAAGCAAUUCGUGGUGGAAUUCCAAUAUGUUUUCCACAAUUUGGAGGUCUUGGUUCUCUUGAGCAGCAUGGAUUUGCUAGAAACAGGUUUUGGAUAGUAGACACUGAUCCACCUCCUUUUCCGGUACCAACAUCCAGUAGGGCUUAUGUUGAUUUGCUACUUAAGCCUUCUGAAGAAGAUUUGAAGAUCUGGCCUCACAGUUAUGAGUUCCGACUGCGCGUAGCUUUGUCACCAGGUGGAGAUCUGAUGCUGACAUCUCGUAUCAGGAAUACCAACACUGAUGGGAAGGCAUUCUCAUUUACAUUUGCCUAUCAUACGUAUUUCUCUGUUUCAGAUAUCAGUGAAGUUCGAGUAGAAGGCUUAGAGACCCUGGAUUAUCUUGACAACUUGCAGAAUAGGGAGCGCUUUACUGAACAAGGGGAUGCGAUAACGUUUGAAUCAGAAGUUGACAAGAUCUAUCUUAGCACUCCUACAAAGAUUGCAAUUCUGGAUCAUGAAAAGAAGAGAACAUUUGUAAUGCGCAAAGAGGGACUUCCAGAUGCUGUGGUGUGGAAUCCCUGGGACAAGAAGGCAAAGGCUAUGGCUGAUUUUGGAGAUGAUGAAUACAAGCACAUGCUGUGUGUGGAGGCUGCUGCCAUUGAGAAAUCUAUCACAUUGAAACCUGGUGAGGAGUGGAAAGGAAGGCAGGAGCUGUCAGCUGUUCCUUCCAGUUACUGUAGUGGGCAACUCGAUCCUCAUAAAGUUCUACAAGGCAGCUGAAAGAUCGUCAAUCUGUGAUCUAUAUCUUGUACAGGUCCUAUGUUGCAACAUGUAGAUGGAUCGGGACUCCAAAAUUCUGCCAAAUUAUUAUUUAUUUUGCCAUUAAAUUUUCGUUUUAUCUUGGGUGAAAGACGGAUCUUGAUGACUUUAUUCUAAUAAUAGUAAUAAUAAUUAUCAAAAUAUAGUGGAUGCCUGUUAAGGACGUGUCAUGUUAGAGUGGAUGAUAAAUACAAUGGUCAAGGACUACUACUGCUGUGGUGGAUGGAGAUAACAUGUUUUUUUAUUCAAUGGAAUCUCUAUUUGGGUUGAAACUUGAAAGGGUAGUUGUUCUAUUUUACAUUCACAGUCAGUUUUGCUGUUUAUUUAUAUGUUUCUUAUUAUCAAUCUCCAUUUGAUGCUAUACAGCCUUUAAAAUUCUCUUC
Ziziphus jujuba (common jujube) is the source of this 1671-nucleotide messenger RNA. Its product is annotated as putative glucose-6-phosphate 1-epimerase. Bases 260 to 1249 code for a protein of 329 amino acids. Gene Ontology annotation, molecular function: isomerase activity; carbohydrate binding. The transcript is spliced from 9 exons. Gene Ontology annotation, biological process: carbohydrate metabolic process. NCBI's taxonomy places the organism in Eukaryota, Viridiplantae, Streptophyta, Magnoliopsida, Rosales, Rhamnaceae. The record is from RefSeq and is a predicted model, not a curated record.